Anopheles merus is the source of this 4353-nucleotide messenger RNA. It is a transcript of the gene Br140, whose product is annotated as bromodomain-containing protein 1. The transcript has 4 exons. Gene Ontology annotation, molecular function: protein binding. Gene Ontology annotation, cellular component: MOZ/MORF histone acetyltransferase complex. The record is from RefSeq and is a predicted model, not a curated record. Bases 582 to 4088 code for a protein of 1168 amino acids. NCBI's taxonomy places the organism in Eukaryota, Metazoa, Arthropoda, Insecta, Diptera, Culicidae. Gene Ontology annotation, biological process: regulation of transcription by RNA polymerase II.
CGGCACGGGAACAGCUGACAUUGACAGCUGACAAUUGGAUAUCGUAUUACGAUACGAUUAAAAUAUUCACAUGAAGAAAUUGUACUUUACUGAUAUAAAUUCAUGAUUGGAUACAAACCGUUCCAUAAAAAAUAUUAUUUCAGUAACCAAAACUGCACAAAAUGUGGUGAGGUCACUCAAAACUAGAAUUUUGGAUUCGAUUUGAAACGGUUCAAUUAAACACGAACCGGUUGACUUUUGACAACGAACCGGUUGUGUCUUGACAGCUUGACAGGCGCUGUCAUCUCGGGAAUUGCUGUAAACAAAAAGAAAGGCGCUUCAACAGCACGAACAGAAGCCAAGAAGAAAGGGAACGAAAGGGAAAGCUCGCAGUGACGAAAAGGCCUGGUUACGUCGAAAAACACGCAUUAAAAUUCCACUUUCAAAAUAGGUGAACAAACGACCGUCCUCUUUGAAAGGGUGGCAACACAGCAACGCACCAACCAACAGGUGUGAAACCCCUGCCAGCAGCAGUGCAUCACUAGCAGCAGCAGCAGCAGCAGCAGCAACAGCAACAACAACGACCCUCAUCGACGACGACCAUGGGGAUCGACUUCGAGGUGAACGAUUACAUCAAAACGCUCAAGAAGGACGGUGGCCCCUUCAAAUGUCCCAUGUGCGACAAGACGUACAAAUCGGUGAUUGGGCUACAGUACCAUCUGAACAACUAUGACCACGACAACCCGUCCCCGGCCGUGCCUGCCUCGGUGUCGACCCCGAUCAAGCAGAAGGGCCGCAAGCUGAAGGUGGGCGUUACGCCCAAAAACCAGAUCGCGUGCAGUCCACCGAAGGAGGGCAUUACGUAUCUGGAGAGUGAACACUUGGUGCGGCUCGACUGCAAUGGCAAGACGGUGAAGAUCCCGGUGCUGGACGCACUGCCCGUGAUGUCGCUCGAGGAGUACGAGAGCAAGUGCAAGACGGCGUCCGACUUUGAAGCGUUUGCCGUGGCACCACCGGAAGAGCCGGAGGUGCAGCUGCCGGAGGGCAAGUUCAAGGAAAUCGAAGACUACACAAUCUGUGAUGCCCCGGCCCGGCCGAACGCGUACAUUCGCUUCAUCGAGAAGUCGAGCGAAGAGCUGGACGGCGAGGUAGAGUACGACGUGGACGAGGAGGACACGACCUGGCUCAGUAUUAUCAAUGAACGGCGUGCGGCACAGAACGUGGGCCCAGUGUCGGUGGAUUCGCUCGAGUUGCUGAUGGAUCGGUUGGAGAAGGAGUCGUUCUUCCAGGCGGCGGCCAACGGCCAAAACGGCGCCGUCGUAGACGAUGACGCCGUGUGCUGCAUCUGCAUGGACGGGGAGUGCCAAAACACGAACGUGAUUCUGUUCUGCGACAUGUGCAACCUGGCCGUGCAUCAGGAUUGCUACGGAGUGCCAUACAUCCCGGAGGGCCAGUGGCUCUGCCGUCGGUGUUUGCAGAGUCCGAGCCGUCCGGUGGAUUGUGUGCUGUGCCCGAACACCGGCGGUGCCUUCAAGCAGACCGACCACAACCAGUGGGCCCACGUAGUGUGUGCGCUGUGGAUACCGGAGGUUCGAUUCGCCAAUACCGUGUUUCUGGAACCGAUCGAUUCGAUUGAAACCAUCCCGGCGGCCCGGUGGCGCUUGACGUGCUACAUCUGCAAGCAGAAAGGCAUCGGGGCGUGCAUUCAGUGCAACAAAACGUAUUGCUAUGCCGCGUUCCACGUGACCUGCGCGCAGCAGGCGGGAUUGUGCAUGCGCAUGGAUACGGUGAAGGGCACGGACAGCAACCCGGUGGUGGUGCAGAAAACGGCCUACUGCGAUGCGCACACCCCACUGAACGCACUGCAGACGACACCGGGCAACUCGCCCGACGGUGGACCGCCGACGGAUGCGCGAGAGGUAACGCGCGAGAAGAUGAAAAAGGCACGCAAGCUGCUGGCGCUGAAGCGUACCAGUGCACCGGUGAUCCUGAUCCCUACCAUCCCGCAGAACCGCAUCGAGGAGAUAUCGUCGCUGGUAAACAUUCCGAAAAAGCAGCAAUUCAUUCAACGCCUCAUCGCGUACUGGACGUUGAAGCGACAGUACCGGAAUGGAGUGCCGCUGCUGCGCCGGUUACAGUCGCAGGGCCAGGCGCAGGGAACGGGCAUGCCCGGUUGUCGCGAUCGUACCGACGGUUCACCGGACGCGCAGGAACUCUAUCAGCAGCUCAAGUACUGGCAGUGCCUUCGGCAGGAUCUGGAGCGAUCCCGGCUACUCUGCGAGCUGGUGCGCAAGCGGGAAAAGAUUAAGCUCAUUCUGAUUAAGACGACCGAGCAGCUCGUGAUGGCACAGCUCAACCCGAUCGAGAGCGUUCUGCAUCGAAUCUUGGACCAGCUGGAGGUGAAGGACGAUAAGGAAAUCUUCCGCGAACCGGUCGACACGGAGGAGGUGCCCGAUUACACCGACAUCGUGAAGCACCCGAUGGAUCUGGGCACGAUGCGGCAAAAGCUUAAGCGGGGUGCGUACAUCCGCAUCGAAGACCUCGAGCAAGACUUCCAGCUGAUGAUCCGCAACUGUUUGGCGUACAACAACAAGGACACGAUGUUUUAUCGCGCCGGUGUGCGGAUGCGCGAUGCCGGUGCAAUUGUGUUCCGCACGGUGCGCAAGGAGCUGGAACGGUCGGGCCAGUUCCAGGAGCCGGCGCCCGUUGAACCGAUUGCUUCCAGCGCGCUGUCCGGUCGAGCGAUCGGCAGUUCCAGCGAAGAUAACAUUGCAAUGGACAUUGAGAAUGAGCUGACCAAGAUUACGGGCCAGUCGGCGAACGCGGAGCACAUCGGCAAGCUGCAGACACUGCUGAGCAAAGCGAACGGAAUCCGGCACGCGUUGACGCGCUCCAAACGCAUCAAGCAGAUACGCAACGAGAUUGCGCGAGUAAAGCGAGCGAUUAGUAAAGAUCCGGAACGUGGUUUGCUAAACGAUCGUCGAAUAUCGUCGGAUCUGGUGGGAGCAAGCUCCUCCUCGCUUGGUGGGACAGCUUCAUCUUCGUUUUCGCCGAAAAAGUUGUCCCACUCCAUGCACGCAGAACCCACCUCAAGCGGGCUAGGUGGUCUCGCCGGAAGCAGUCUUGCACUGGCACAGAAACAUCACCAAAUCACGCCGGAAGCGAGUCCACUGAAGGUGCUCCAGAACAGCCCAUCUCCGUCGGGUGUUAAUCGAAGAACGGCUGUACUGUUCACACGCAAAGCACAAGCGGCCUUGAAGAAACCGGAAGCGUCUCUGAAGCAGGAAGGAGCAGGCGUCGGAGCGUCGGGUGGCACUGGGGGUACUGGUGGACCGAGUGGCUCUACGGUAACGCCAAUGACAACGACGGAACUGCUCCAGAAGACGGCCAAGAAGAUUAACCGUGGCAAGCGGAUCGGCAAAAGCGGGAAAGGCAUUGAGUCGUUCCUGGAGGCAACGUCCGCUUCGGCGCUGGACGGGAAACCGAUCGAGCGGAAAUCGCUGGAAGCCAUCCCGGACAGUUUCCGGGUGUACCGUGGGCAGCAGGAUCGUGAAAUCAGUGACUCGGAGAGUAAUCUCAGCCUUACGGGUAGUACCUGCAGCAGCUGCAGCGGAUUUAGUGGCAGCGGAACGGAAUCAGAGUUUGGCUCCAGCAAUGACGAUUCGUACUGUGACUCGGAAAUGUCCACCAACAGCGAACCGGAGGUGGAAUCGUUCCCGGAAAAGCCCGCCCUAGAACCGCUCAAGCUGGUGUGGGCCAAGUGCCGUGGCUAUCCGUGGUAUCCGGCCCUCAUUAUCGACCCGAACAUUCCGAAAGGGUUCGUGCACAACGGCGUCCCACUGCCGGCCCCGCCGGCCGAUGUGUUGGCCCUGCGCAGCAACUACGACGAGCCCGUGUUUCUGGUGCUGUUCUUCGAUGUGAAACGUACGUGGCAGUGGUUGCCGGUCGGCAAGCUGGAACUGCUCGGUGUGGACAAGGAGCUGGACCAGAGUAAGCUGAUCGAGUCGCGGAAACCGACCGAACGGAAGGCGGUCAACAAGGCGUACCAGGAGGCACUGCACUACCACAGCCAGGUGUCGAGUGCGGAUGGGCCGGCCGGGAAAUUAUGAUGCUAUGGGAGUGUGGGGCCGGGAGCAGGAGGAUUCGUAAUAUCUAAAGGGGAGCAACCGGAGGAGGAUGGCGAGGAGGAGGAGGAAGAAGAGGAGGAGGAGGAGGAGGAAGAGGAAGGGGAGGAGCAGGAAGACGAAGCAGAGGGAGAGGAAGACGAGGGAGAUGAGGAUUCGUGUUAGAUCUGUCGUUUUUUGUGUGUGUAAAGGAUGGGGAAUGUCCUUUACGGUUUUAUUUUUUAACAAUGUGCGAAUGAUUGUCGUUUUC